UCCCUCUCCCUCUCUCCUUCCUAGUCAUUGCCUUUCUUUUUCCGGUUUUUCCACUUGUUCUACUCUUCUUGGGAAAGAAAGCUGUGUCUGGUCCUUUUCGAGCACUUGGCUUUCCCCUGGUCUUUAUGUUUAACGAUUUAAAAAAUCAGACCUCCUGCUCCUCCCUCAGGUGUUUCUCGAGCUAAGCUAGAGGGGGUUGUUUGCGAUGGCGGCAUCCACUACCGUGCCGUCCCUUUCUGCUUUCACACGGGUCAUCUGGUUCUUGAUCGUUUAGAGCUCCUUCCGGAUCAUCUUCAGUUUGCAGUCGGCUUUCUUGCCAUCUUCGGGAAAAGAACAUGCAAAUCUGAGCUUUUCGCGUGCUUCGGAACAGGGUUUUUAAUGGAACCUUCAGAUCCUUCGUAUUCCUAGAGAGUUCGCAUUUUGGAGAAGUUGAGAGCCUUUAGGGGUGGGCCUGGCCUUUGCCUUUUCAGUUCGAGAACUUGGAACGUUCAUGAGUGGGCGGUGAACAGUGAACAAGGAUGGAAGAGUUCUACAGGCUUGACACUUUGGUUCAGGGUUCGGAUGAUAUGGUUAGGGUAGAGAGCAUCACUGGUGCUGCUAGCACUGCCGAUGCCGAUGACGAUAAUGAUUUCCAAGGGUCCUUGAACGACUUGGUCCGGUCCGGGUCGGGUAGAUUUAUGGAAUCCGGGGAAGGGUCCGAGAUGUCUGAUCUGAUCAAGACCCAGAUUGCCACUCACCCUUUGUAUCCUCAACUUGUGUCUGCCUAUUUAGAAUGCCAAAAGGUUGGAGCACCUCCUGAAAUAGCCACACUUCUUGAGGAGAUUGGCCGAGACCAAAAACGCCGGACUGGUGCUUGCGCCGAAUUUGGAGCUGAUCCGGAACUUGACGAGUUCAUGGAAUCCUACUGUAAGGUCCUUAACACAUACAAGGAGGAGUUGUCCAAGCCCUUUGAUGAGGCCACUAUCUUCUUGAGCAACAUCGAGUCACAACUUAGCAACCUCUGUAUAGAUGCAUCAACAGCUUUUCGUUCAGGGCAUUGCAUCUCAGAUGAAGUGGGUGGGAGUUCAGAAGAGGAGCUCAGCUGCGGGGAAGUGGAAGCUCCAGAAGGUCAAGAAUAUUUGUUCGGAAUGCCUCCUUGCGACAAAAACCUGAAGGAGGUUCUCCUGCGCAAGUACAGCGGCUAUCUCAGCAGUUUGAGGAAGGAGUUCUUGAAGAAGAGGAAAAACGGGAAGUUACCAAAGGAUGCGAGGAUGACACUGCUCAACUGGUGGAACUCCCACUAUCGAUGGCCUUAUCCAACAGAAGAGGAAAAAUUGAAACUAUCUGAAGUCACUGGGCUAGACCAAAAGCAAAUUAACAAUUGGUUUAUAAACCAGAGGAAGCGGCAUUGGAAGCCAUCUGAAGACAUGAGAUUCGCCUUGAUGGAGGGUGUCAACAGUGGUAUUGGAGUGCCUACGUAUUUCGACACUGGGGGUGGAGGUCAAGAAUGAUGUUUAUAAUUGAUCGACAGAUUCUGGAUUGGGUCCAUGUUAUGUUCUUCCUCUCAAUGCCACUCAUUCUUUGCCUGUGUAAGUCGUUUCUUCAUGUAUAUCUCUUCCACUGUGUGACUCCUUAUAGUUAAAACUGUCUGCAUAUUUUAGCUCUGGUGUUCAAGUUCCAAGCAAAAAUAUUGAGGCAGUAUCUGUUUAUCUCAGUAGAAGGAAUAGAUGAGGCAUGAAAAUAGUUCUCUCUAUUGUCUUUAAACACGAAUUUAUUGUGCUUUUUCUUAAGAAGACAACUCUCCUGGCUUGUUGUAUUAGAUCAAGUCGAUUAGCAGCUUAGAGAACAAUGAGAUCGACACUAACAAGGACAUCCUGAGUUGCUGUCCUGCGAUUGAUUUCGUUUACA
Molecule: messenger RNA, 1887 nt
Organism: Eucalyptus grandis
Lineage: Eukaryota; Viridiplantae; Streptophyta; Magnoliopsida; Myrtales; Myrtaceae
Product: homeobox protein knotted-1-like 1
Exons: 5
Coding region: 519-1490 (323 amino acids)
Biological process (GO): regulation of DNA-templated transcription
Cellular component (GO): nucleus
Molecular function (GO): DNA binding; DNA-binding transcription factor activity, RNA polymerase II-specific
Source: RefSeq, a predicted model, not a curated record